Knipowitschia caucasica is the source of this 726-nucleotide messenger RNA. The record is from the annotation of a GenBank genome assembly. Lineage: Eukaryota; Metazoa; Chordata; Actinopteri; Gobiiformes; Gobiidae.
AUGUGGAGGGGGUGGAGGUGGGGAGGAGGGGGAAGACGUGGAAGAAGUGGAGGAGGGGGUGGAGGCGGAGGUGGGGAGGAGGGGGAAAAGGUGGUGGAGGACGUGGAGGAGGUGGAAGCGGUGGUGGAGGACGUGGAGGAGGUGAAGGUGGAGGUGGAAGAAGUGGAGGAGGUGGAGGUUGUGGAGGAGGGUUUGGAGGAGGUGGUGGAGGAGGAGGUCGAACUAGAGGAAGAAGUGGAGGAGGUGGAGUUGGUGGAGGAGGAGGUGGAGGAGGUGAAGGAGGAGGAGGUGGGACUGGUGCUGCACUACUCGUCCCUGUCCACCAUGUUGUGGCUCGGCGUCACGGCUCGAAACAUCUACGCGCAGGUGACGAAGAAGCCGCCCUCGAUCCAAGACGGCGACCCUCCUCCUCCCCCUCCGUCCCCCCUACGACAGCCCCUGCUCCGCUUCACUUGCCGGGCCUUCUCUCCUUUCGCAGUCUGUCCUCUGUCCUCUGUCUUCCCCACACACACCAAACAGAAAGAAAGAAAUUCAAUUACAAUCAGGAUGUUUGUCUGGGAGGGUGGCGGGCUGUCAGAGCUACCUCCAGGGAAGAGGCUCCAGCAGAAAGCCAUUUGCACACACGUCACGCAGAUGAGGGUAAAUGACGGGGACGGGAGCGUGUUUGGCAAUCACUCACUCGCCACGCCACGGCUAGAGCACGCCACGGUCAUGUACGCCUUCUAA